Messenger RNA from Seriola dumerili (greater amberjack), 1721 nucleotides. It is a transcript of the gene lhfpl6, whose product is annotated as LHFPL tetraspan subfamily member 6. Bases 421 to 1023 code for a protein of 200 amino acids. Gene Ontology annotation, cellular component: membrane. Lineage: Eukaryota; Metazoa; Chordata; Actinopteri; Carangiformes; Carangidae. The record is from RefSeq and is a predicted model, not a curated record. The transcript is spliced from 4 exons.
UGGAAACGGGAGUCCAGUCAGGCAGCGCCGCAUGUCUCUGCACCGCACGGGAGUGAAUAAUUGAUCAUCGCCUCGGUUAAAUGCAUUGAUGAGGAGGAAGUGAUUAGUGAGGGGAUUCUGCGGUCACUUUUUGGAUUUACACUCUCAGGUCGAACGCAUUUCUUCUCUGUUUCUCUUCGACUGGAGAAAAGUUUGCUCGGAGACCCAACAUAGCUGGAGUCCGCAGAUGGAAAUAACCUCUCAGUGUACUACACCGAGCGCACCUCAUUCCGGGGCUCCCCCAACAUGGACCCGGAGUCACUGAGAAGGUGAAGACUGCUUGUGUUAAAUGCUCACUGCAAGGCUUCCCACAACACAGUGACUGCUCAUAUAACUGCUGUUAGUUCAGUGACUGUGUGAACCGUUCACAGACUGUUUACCAUGGCGUCUAGUCUGACAUGCACGGGUGUUAUCUGGGCCCUGCUGUCCCUGCUGUGUGCUGCAGCCUCCUGCGUUGGCUUCUUCAUGCCCUACUGGCUGCUGGGGACACAGAUGGACAAGCCCGUGUCCUUUGGCACGUUCAGGCGGUGCUCGUACCCGGUGAGGGAUGAAGAGAGGCAGGCCACGGUGAUGCUGGAGCAGUGUGGGCGCUACGCCUCCUUCAACGGCAUCCCAAGUCUGGAGUGGAGGAUCUGCACGGUGGUGACGGGCGUGGGAUGCGGCCUCCUCCUGCUGGUGGCGCUCACCGCUCUCAUGGGCUGCUGCAUCUCUGACCUCAUCUCACGUACUAUUGGUCGUGUGGCCGGUGGCAUCCAGUUCGUAGGAGGUCUGCUCAUAGGGUCGGGCUGCGCGCUCUAUCCACUGGGAUGGGACAGUGAGGAAGUGCAACAGACCUGCAACAACAGCUCAGACCAGUUUCAGCUAGGUUCCUGCCAGAUCGGCUGGGCGUAUUACUGCACAGGGGCCGGGGCGGCAGCUGCCAUGCUGCUCUGCACCUGGCUGUCCUGUUUCGCAGGGAAGAAGCAGAAGCAGUACCCGUACUGAAGAGAGAGAGCAUCAGAGAGACGGGGGACAGACAGAGACCUCAGGCGGUACGACUAAAGGGAGAGGACUCUGUGGACUCACAGCAGUACAGCACACCAGGCACCAAAGACACCAAGUCAUUCUGGUGCUCUGCACAUCAUGGGACUCUAUUCAUCUGACAACUGCAGGGACUGUUUCAUAAUGCAGCACACACACAUGGCUUUGAAAACUGGUUCUUCUCUUAAAAGCUGUUCUUAAAUGAAAAAUAUAUGGACCAAUCCUAUUUGUAAAAUUGUUACAUAACUAUUUCUUUAACAAAAAGAGUAUUCUCUCUUCUUUUUUUUUUUUAAUUUGUCUUCCUCUCCUUCGGUCAUUGAUGUUUAUGUGAUAGUGAACCCUGUGAUUAAGAGAAAAGUACUAUUGCUUCAUUGUUCCGUGAAGUGUUUCUGUCUCCUCUUCAUAUCUCAUCCUUGCCUUAAACACAAACUGAAAUGCAAUAAUCCCUAUAACGUAAAGCAAUCCAACACUGGCUGCCUGCUCCCUCAACUCAGCCUUCUCAGACUCCAAAAAUCUAAGCAUAUAGUUUAUUUAACACAUUCAUAAGAUGUAUGUUGUGUAUGAUAAUGUAUUUUAUCAUAUUAGCACAUGUUUUGUAUUCACUGUUCAAAUUGUUCUUUGUCAUUAUUUUUGUUUUGUAAAUAAAUGUUUAUUGAAAUUUA